Messenger RNA from Erythranthe guttata (spotted monkey flower), 1968 nucleotides. Its product is annotated as trans-cinnamate 4-monooxygenase. Gene Ontology annotation, biological process: lignin metabolic process. Gene Ontology annotation, molecular function: iron ion binding; heme binding; trans-cinnamate 4-monooxygenase activity. The record is from RefSeq and is a predicted model, not a curated record. NCBI's taxonomy places the organism in Eukaryota, Viridiplantae, Streptophyta, Magnoliopsida, Lamiales, Phrymaceae.
AAAAGAAUCUAUAAAUAGGUUAGCCAUGGAGAACAACUUCAUCAAACCACAACUCCCACUACUAGCUAAUUAAUUACUCCUCCCAUGGAUUUUCUUCUCCUCCUCCAAAAAUCCCUCGUCGCCCUCUUCGCCGCCGUGGCCGCCGCCAUAGUGGUCUCGAAGCUUCGCGGCAAACGCCUGAAUCUGCCGCCGGGCCCCUUCAAGUACCCGAUAUUCGGGAGCUGGUUGCAAGUCGGCAACAGCUUGGACCACCACGACUUCAUCAAAUACGCCAAGAAGUUUGGCCACCUCUUCCUCCUCAAGAUGGGGCAACGCCACAUCGCCGUCAUAUCCUCGCCGGAGCUGGCGAAGGAGGUCCUCCUCACUCAGGGGAAAGCGUUCGGUUCCCGAUCGAGGAACAUCGUCUUCGACAUCUUCACCGGCAAAGGGCAGGACAUGAUCUUCACCGACUACGGCGACCACUGGCGCAAGAUGCGGCGGAUCGUGACCGUGCCCUUCUUCACCAACAAGGUGGUGCAGCAGUACCACGGCGACUGGGAGGCGGAGGCCGCGGAGGUGGUGGAGCACGUGAGGAGCAACAUUGCCGCGGCCGCGGCGGAAGGGGUUGUGCUGAGGCGGCGGCUCGAGCUCAUGAUAUACAACAACGUGUACAAGAUCAUGUUCGAUAAGAAGUUCGAGAGCGAAGAGGAUCCGUUGUACGUUAAGCUCAAGAGUGUGAAUGGUGAGAGGAGUAGAUUGGGGCAGAGUCUCGAGUACAAUUUCGGCGAUUUCGUGCCGAUUUUGAGGCCUUUUUUGAAAGGCUACUUGGAGAAAUGCAAGGAGGUAACUAGGAGGAGGUUGAACUUGUACAAGGACUCUUUUGUUGAAGAAAGGAGGAAGAUUGCAUUAGUAGAGGAGGAGAAAGACAAAAAUCGCGUCAAAUGCGGGAUAGACCAUUUUCUCGUAUCUCAACAGAAUGGAGAGAUCAACGAAGACAAUGUUCUUUAUAUUGUUGAGAACAUGAAUGUUGCGGCUAUAGAGACUACCGUUUGGGCACUUGAAUGGGCCAUCGCGGAACUCAUCAACAACCCCGAGACACAAAAAAAGCUUCGGGCCGAGCUGGACGCGGUGCUAGGCCCGAAUAAGCAAGUGACGGAGCCCGACACUCACAAACUCCCGUACCUCCAAGCUGUGAUAAAAGAAACCCUUCGCCUGAGAAUGGUGGUUCCUUGCUUGGUCCCACACAUGAACCUCGACAAGGCCAAUCUCGGUGGCUACGAGAUCCCUGCAGAGAGUAGGAUCUUCGUCAACGCAUGGUGGCUAGCCAAUGACCCAGCCCGUUGGAAAAAGCCCGAAGAAUUUAGGCCCGAAAGAUUCUUGGAAGAGGAAUCCAAUGUCGAAGCUAACGGGAAUGACAUCAAGUACAUUCCAUUCGGAGUUGGGCGGAGGAGCUGCCCGGGGAUUAUAAUGGCGAUACCUAUUAUGGGCAUCACUUUGGGCAGGCUAGUGCAGAAUUUCGAGCUUUUUCCUCCACCCGGGCAGUCGAGGAUUGACACGGCUGAGAAUAACGGGCAGUUUGCUACCCGGAUGUCGAAACAAUCCAUCAUUGUCUUGAAGCCAAGAAAUAUUGCUUGAAGUUUUAGUUUCUUUUUAAACUUCUAUGUAAUGCAUGAAUAUAAUAAAGGUUGGUGCAUGCAUGCGGGCGUGACAUUGAUUUGGUCCGCGGUUGCACCAAUCAAGUGUAGCAUCUACUUUCCCGGUCAAGUGUGUGCUGAUGUAACGUCAUCGUUAUGUACUAUAUUUUGUUUUUUGGUUAUGUUUAUAUAUAAUAUAUUAGAAAUAAAACGUGGUUAACUCUUUUUGCAUAUUUUCAUAGAUAAAUUGUACAAAUGAUCGAAUCAUGUUCGUGCAUAUCAUAUAUAUAUAGGGAGUUGUUUCUUUUUUCCCAAUUAAAUAAACUAAACUGAUUGUCCAUGCACUAUUUAGAAC